Molecule: messenger RNA, 5293 nt
Organism: Grus americana (Whooping crane)
Lineage: Eukaryota; Metazoa; Chordata; Aves; Gruiformes; Gruidae
Gene: VGLL1
Product: vestigial like family member 1
Exons: 7
Coding region: 2241-2972 (243 amino acids)
Biological process (GO): regulation of transcription by RNA polymerase II
Cellular component (GO): nucleus
Source: RefSeq, a predicted model, not a curated record
GAGGCUAGAAAGCAUGUAGGGAGUUCAUGAACGUUGCUUGUCUCCUCCUGCAGUCACUGCAGAGUGCACACAGCCUGCUGGGGGAAGGAUCCCAAACUGCUGGACACAGCAUGACCGUCCCGCAUCUGGAAAACCUUACUGGUGUCACACAACUCGUGACAGUGAGUUAAGACUUCCUGCUGGAAGACAGAAGAAUGGGAAGUUGAGGUAACGAAGACCACAGUGCUCCAAAUCUAAGUCCUGACUCUCGGGACAUUAGAUUCCUCAUGUGCAUAUGAUCACUGAGAGGACUGAGAUAUGACCUAGGUUAUGUCCAGCCUUCUUGUGACUACUUGUUGGAAAGCACAAGAGGUUUUUAAGGGAAAUGCAGAAAAAAAGAUAGAUGUGACCAUUCUUUCUUUAAGAAAAUAUAUAUUAUUUUUCUAGUGUUCUAACUACUGUGGUCACAAUUCACACAAGCAUAACAGCUGCUGCGCACCAAUAAACAGUGCUAAAGGAGCUUACAAUUAAUGUCACGAGCAAGUUAAGCACGUUAAUAAAGUGGCACAAAGACACAAUGGCUGGCUUGCACUGAGUGAGGAACAGGAAAAAUAGACCUCUGGGCCAGAGCUAAUGCUUUGUAAAUUGUAUGUUGGUACGUAGUGGUGGAGCGGUGUAGGAAGAGCUGGUUUGCUGCUUGCUGUCGAGAUGGCCCGAUAUAGUCCUUUCUCAGGCCUUAUGGUCGCUGGUGACUUUGCCAAGCUUUCACCGCUUGGGUUGGAAUUUACAAUGGCAAACGCUGGCAUCCAGCAGAGCAACCAGAAAGUUUCUUAACCUAAACAGUGGGUUGCUUUCUAAAACAAGGCUGGGCAAAAAUAGUCUCUUCCUGUGCUUGUUCUUCCAGUUGUUUGGCUGAGUUGUGCUAGUUCCUGCUCCCCUCGUGGCCCUUGGGAAGGUGUAAAUUGGGAGGAAGGUUUUUUGGUUUGUUUUCUGUGUUUGGGAAAGUUUGGUCAGUUUUAAAGUUCUGAAAGAUUGUCUUCUGAAUCAGAUGACUGUUACAGAGUAGGCCCUUGCGUUUCCUACCUGGCAACCAACCUGCAUGUGUCCCAUCCCCACCACUAUGUUUAGGUAGACUGGAGGCUGGAGCUGGCGAAAGGAUGCAAGAAGGGCAAAGCAAUAGAAAUCCUAAGAUGAGGACUAGGAACUCUUGAGUUUGAACAUAAAUUAGUAGUUGACGACAGGGUGUUAGGGCUGGCUGAGCAAGGGACUAUGAAGGGGGAGAACUGAGCAGAGAAUACGGGGGGAGGUAGAGGUAACAAGCAAAACGAGACAUAGAAGCAAAUGUUAAGCAUAGACAAGAAGUUUGUAGAUGAAGGCUUAAGCAUAAAAAGAUUACAGCUGGAUAACCUUAAUCCUCCUAUUUCUUAAUGUCUGAAUACUUGGCUUUGCAUCCUGAACAGUCUUUUCAUGUGUAAGAAACACUGAGAGACCAUUUGGAGGCAGCCGUUGCAGAUACUUCAGGAUACUCUUUGAGACGCAAAUGAGUGCAAUGUUUAUUAGGAAGCUUCUGAGGAUUCAGAGAUUUAUGAUUAGAAAAGAAAUCAGAUAAAUGUAUCGGAAUAGGUUAAGCAACACUGUGUAUUGCAGGGUUAGUUGGCUGGAAACACAAAUCUAAUGAUUCAUUAGGUUUUGCGUGAUACAACUGGCUAUCGGCCAAAGGUUCCCCUGUCUGAAAAAUAACAGCCGCCUUUUUACUACCAAGGUAAAUCAAUUGUGCUAUGCAGUGUGAUGAGCUGACAAUAAGGCUGGAAAAUUGAAUAGAAACAGCAGGCACUUCUCACUGCAUUCAUAGCAUGAGCAUUGCUAAAUAUGAUUUUGAUUACAGCAGAACGUACAAGCUCCGGUUGUAGAACUAGCUCCCCUGUGGCCAGCAACUGCACAAAUGCAUAAAAAUGAUGCUUCUUCAGGGUAAGCAGUGAUGUUCCUUGUCCUACUCUUACCUUAUCUGGCAGCAGAGAUUUUUAAGGAGAACAAAAAGGAGUCUUAUAGUCUUCUGUUGACUUCCUGCAAACUAUUUUAGAGUAAUUCCUGCCUUAAAUCUUCUGGUUGAGCCACAGUGUGUGUUUUAGCAGUCUUGCUACCAAAGUUUAAAGCAACUGGCAGACCCACCAUGUUCCUAGGUGAGGAAACUAAUUACUCAGAAGUCUUUUCCUUGUGGAGGUCUGUGUUGACAGUGAUCAAGGGGCUGUUGGUUAUUGAAAAUGGAAGAAACAAGGAAGCUCUCUCCAAAGCCAUGUAAAAGCAAAGAACCUGUGAAAACAGAAUGGGGGUCUCAGAGUGUUGUAUUUACAUAUUUCCAAGGGGAUAUUAACAGUGUGGUAGAUGAACAUUUUUCUAGAGCUCUAAGCAAUGCCAAGAACCCACAAGACCUGAGCACAAAGCACAAAGGCGAGACUGUUGUGCUGAAGAAUGUAGAUAACAUGUCUCCCCAUCAGUGGAAUUUCUCUUCACAUUGCUCCAAACCAUAUCCGUCAUCUUCUGCAACAAGCAUGUCAAAUUCUGGUCUGAAUUUUUCUGCUGCGGGUAUGGCAGGCCAGUACCAGCCACCAGCUCUGCGGAGUCAUCCAACUCAACCUGCAGAUUUAUGGUCCUUCCCUUCAAUUGGGACUCCCAGCCUUACCAGUUCGGUAUAUCAUCAUGCCUUGCCUGACCUGCACGUGGUAGAUGAACCAAUCUCUGACAGGAAAUACAGUUCUCUUCUUGGUCUCCUGCAACAGGAAAGGUGCUUAACAUCCAUGCAAGAAUGUACCAUGAAGCAACACUCAAGUUCUGCUUGUAUGACUGGACCUGCUAGGUUUCAAAAUAUAAGUCAAAGUUCAGCUCCUGGGGGAGAGAGGAAAGCAAGCUCUUACCAAGGCUCAGAAAAUCCCAGCGUAAGCCAUGCCACUGCAGGUAUUCAGAUUCAUGACAGAAGACGAGAUUUGUACUUCUAGCAACUGGAUGUUUCUACUUUAUUCUGAAAGAGGAAGUUUUUGCUGUGAACUUUUGUUGUUUGCAACUGUGAAUCAAGAAGAAAUGAACUGCAGCUAUUCUGUGCUUUUCCUCUCAGUUGGAAGAAUACGUGUACUAUUUACUAUUUAGGGAAUGAAAAAUCAUCUUUUUCUAGUCAGUAAAUAACUUCUAAUAGCUGUGGUAUUAAACCUGACAGUAUGUUUGUUGUGAAGAAAUAUUGUCUACUUAAGGCUUUUCAUGUAGCCCUCUCCAAAAGGACUCUUAGCACCUUUUAAUCUUUCUGGGUUUUUUCAUUUACCAUCUCUUGAUGAGAAGAACAAUUCUUAUCAAUGAGGUUAAUAACUGAUAACUGCAGGUUUGCAGUUAGCAUAAAUUCAGUGCUGCAGCUUCUUAUCUUGAUUUGAUAUCUCUAUAUUGUUUAAAAUAGUCUUAGACCAUGGGCAAGAGACUUCAAGACAACCACAGGUCAGCAAAGCACGUUAUCAUAUUUAUGUUUUGGAAGUCCAGUAAUUUGUAACCAUACUUGCAAUUCACAGGGGCAUUCUUCAGAAACUAUAUAAUAUGCAUAUGCCCGAAGGCUCUGGUUUGCUCUCUCAUAAUGUAUAAUCAUUCUCUCGAUAACAGUGAAUUAACGUGAGAUCUGGGAGGAAAUCUGGGUCCUCACUGGAUGCGAUUAAAAUACCACUGAGCAAAAAGCUGGAGGUGGGAAUGGUCUAUUUUCCCAGGCUCUCUGCAGGUAUAAAAGGUUGUUUUUCUAAAUAAACUCUGUGUGGUUGAAUUUUAAAUUAUUGAGCUUGAAGGGCUGUUGCCAGAACAAGCAAAAAAAAUCCCUCUGCUCGAGGUAACUGCAUCCCACUGACCUCAGAAUGGCUAAAUGAGGGUCAUCUCGAUGCUCCUCCAUGCAGCAGAAGUGGCAGCCAUGAACUGUGCAUCGAUCCUGCGCGGUCAGAUCCCCACCUUGCUUCACCACUUGCCCUUGGCAAAUACGUUUGCUGAAGCUACUGUGAGUAAAGCCUCAUGUGACUGGUGUUUAGGUUUGUAUAUGUAAUCCUUUACUGUAAAUCCUAAGGAUAAAAAAGAUUUCAGUUUAUUUUUUCCUUCUUCGUUAGCUAUACAUUAGUUUAAUAUGAAGGAGCACAAUUAACUUUAUCUGACAGCUCCACACAGCUGCUUAAGGAAAAAGUUGACCUUUCAAGAUCCUAGGGCUUGUGAUUUAUAGGACAAAUCCUUAGCUGGUGUGUUUGUGGCUCUGUUUACACCAUAUAUCUACGCUGCCAGUGGUCUACUUCAGUUAUAACACCUUGUGUAAUUUUAUAAAUAAUUCGAGUUCAGCAACUUUAGAUGCUUAUGAUUCUGAUUUUAAAAGAAAAAUUUUAAAAAAUCCUAUCAUACAAACUUGCUCUAGCAUAUACAUGAGCUAGACCACCUGAGAUCACGUACAGGAGGAUCCAUCUUAAUUAAAUUAAUAAAAGGUAGACCAACAUCCCGUCUUCCUAUAGGUAACCACUGAAAAAUCACUCAUUUUUAAUAUUUCUGCAAAAUUAUCUUUUAAGUUUAGGAAUACCUCUCCAAUUAGUUUUCUUUAGUCAUCCACAAACCCCUUAAUUCUCUGAUUUUUGAGGCCACAUGGUAAUAUAAUCUGACUUCCUCUGUGGGCCAAAGCAAAGAUUUCCAAGCUGUACUGCCUACAUCUGUCUUACUAGUGUGUGUUGUAAUUCUAGUCAAGUUAUUGCUUCAAAAUACUGAAAAAUUAUUUUUGUCUCCCUCUGCCAUACCUCCUAAAAGAAAAUACUUAAAUAAUUUAUCUAUAAGGUCUGAAAAGACGUGUAACCGUAUAUUUAAAUGCUCUUAAAAUGUAGUGCUUCUUGGAACAGUCUGGUCCUGUGCAUGUCACAGCUGGAAAUUUUCAAGGUGUUUUAUAAAACUCGUGUUUCUGGUGAAUCAGCCAAGUGGGUUUGGACACUGGGGAGGAAAAAUACUGCUGUUUUUAAAUGCGUGUCACUUAUUGCAAGGACACAAGGCAUCACCGAUUCUGCCUUGACGUGGGAACACUUUGAGCCAUCGCUGCAAGGUUUGGCAAUGCCGCGUCCUUGCCAUCCGGCUGAGCAGCAGACCCGGGGGAAGGGAGCAAGUGCCUGAGCAGCCCAAGGGCUGGGGUCUUAUCCUGGACCCCACUCACCCGCGCUGAAAGCCGGGCAUGCAGGUGCUUGCUCUCUUCCCCGGCUGGUGGAAGAAUGAUGACGUUGGGGCAGAGGGCUGGGGGACAGCAGCUGUCCUGCUCCGUUGUUUUGUCUUACACCAC